CCUCAACAACCACAACAACGACGGGGACAUGAACGCGAUCAGCGGAACACGCAGCUAGAGCUCCAGAGCUGCAGGCGGGGCUCCGGUUCACUCACAGCUCGUGUUCGGGUCAGUUUGGAUCAGUAACUCUGGGAUGGAAACUGGACUCCGUCAGCUAUGGCAGGAGGUCCGGCUCUCGCCACUCUCUUCCGUCAACAUCGCCACCGUGGGCGUUUUUCUCGUGGUUUUCUGCCUGUUGAGGCACUACAGCCGCACGAGGCGCUUCCUCAACAUCCCUCCAGGGCCAACACCGCUGCCCAUCGUCGGCAACUUCGGAAGCUUGUUCGUUCCCCCCUUUAUUAAAAAACUUCUCACCCCUCGCGGUGAAUAUGAGAAGAGCAAAGCAAACCCGCUGUCGCCACAGGUGGGCCUGAUGCAGCUGUCCAGACUGUACGGGAACCUGUACAGCAUCUUCGUGGGGAGUCAGCUGACUGUGGUCCUGACGGGCUACGAGAUCAUCCGAGACGCCAUGACCAACUAUGCGGAGGUUUUCUCCGACAGACCGGACAUUCCUCUCAUUUCCAUGCUGACCAAACGGAAAGGCAUUGUGUUUGCACCUUACGGCCCAGUCUGGCGAAAGCAGCGGAGGUUCUGCCACACAACUCUCCGAAACUUUGGUCUUGGCAAACUGAGCCUAGAGCCUUGUAUACAGGAGGGCUUCGCCAUGGUCAAGGCUGAGCUGCUGAGGCGAAAUCAAGAAGCAGCAGGAUCUGACGUGGAUCUGACCCCCUUUAUCAGCAACGCUGUGUCCAACGUCAUCUCAUCCAUCAGCCUGGGCCGGCGCUUCCACCACCAGGAUGAGGAGUUCCGUACUCAGCUGAACCUCAUGGCCCACGGACUGGAGAUCAGCGUCAACAGCCCAGCAAUUCUCAUCAACAUCUUCCCGUGGCUCUACUACUUACCCUUUGGCGUCUUCAGGCAGCUCCGCCGAGUGGAGAAGGACAUCACAGCUUUCCUUAAGAAGAUCAUAGCCCAACACAGAGCCACUCUGGACCCUGAAAACCCCAGAGAUUUUAUAGACAUCUAUCUGGUGGAGCUGUUGGCCCAGCAAGAAGCAGCAGUGUCAGAAGAAAGUGGGUUCUCAGAGGAAUAUCUCUUCUUCAUAAUAGGGGACCUAUUUAUUGCAGGAACUGAUACUACCACUAAUACAAUACUAUGGAUGGUGCUAUAUAUGUGUUUAUAUCCUGAAGUCCAAGAGAAAGUUCAGCAAGAGAUCAAUGCCGUGGUGGGAUCUGGCAGACUUCCAUCUCUGACAGAUAAGGGAACUCUACCGUACACCGAGGCCACUAUAAUGGAGGUCCAGAGAAUGACUGUAGUGGUGCCACUGUCCAUACCUCACAUGGCUUCCAAGACCACAGAAUUUCGAGGGUAUACAAUUCCCAAGGGCACAGUUAUCAUCCCCAACCUCUGGUCGGUCCAUAGAGAUCCCACUGUGUGGGAGAAUCCAGACGACUUCAAUCCUUCACGGUUUCUAGACGAACAGGGACAACUUCUGAGGAAGGAGUACUUCAUUCCGUUUGGAAUAGGUCGCAGGGUAUGUAUGGGUGAGCAGCUGGCGAAGAUGGAGCUUUUUCUGAUGUUCACCAGCCUGAUGCAGGCCUUCACAUUCCGCCUUCCUGAUGAGCAUCAGCCUCCCCCCAUGCACGGCCGCUUUGGCCUCACUUUGGCCCCCUGCCCCUACAAAGUUUGCGUAACACCACGCUGACCUAAGCUGGGCUUCACGAAUGCAGAGUGGCACAAAGAUCACCAUUAGAUUGUAGAGCCAGGAAUGUUUUUGAAACAUUCCUGGAUGCACAAGGAUCCUAAUGCUACAGUGCUUUUAAACAAACUGGGUCUUGACCAGUACUUUGCACCUAAACCUCAACUGGCAUCCAAAGGAGGGCUGCUGUUCAUAAAAAUGGUUUUGGCUAAGAUGGACAGCGAUUUGAAUUUGGUUAAGCUGGACUGUAAAACUGAUUCAAGCUUUGAUUGUGAAAAAUCAGUGUUAUUUGACACCGAACCAUUUCACUGUUUUUGUAAUGGGAGUUCCACCACUUUGUGAAAGUCCAUUGUUGAGAUGUAAACUGCAUCAUUCAGAGUGGCUUGAUAUGAAUUGUAAAGAAACUUCCUCUAAUUUCUUACAGUGGUGGUGAUGCGAACCAGAGAUCACAAUGUCUACGCUUAUGUUGCUGCUGUCCGAACAAAACCUUGUAUCUCCAAAAUGGUGACUUUACAGGAGAAGGAAUAACAUACUUCCUUUUAAUGUAAGUCAAUGGGACCAGACUUUUUUCCAGUUAUGUUUUGGCCAUUUCUUUUGU
Molecule: messenger RNA, 2336 nt
Organism: Pygocentrus nattereri (red-bellied piranha)
Lineage: Eukaryota; Metazoa; Chordata; Actinopteri; Characiformes; Serrasalmidae
Gene: cyp2u1
Product: cytochrome P450 2U1
Exons: 5
Coding region: 134-1744 (536 amino acids)
Biological process (GO): xenobiotic metabolic process
Cellular component (GO): intracellular membrane-bounded organelle; cytoplasm
Molecular function (GO): heme binding; iron ion binding; oxidoreductase activity, acting on paired donors, with incorporation or reduction of molecular oxygen, reduced flavin or flavoprotein as one donor, and incorporation of one atom of oxygen
Source: RefSeq, a predicted model, not a curated record